Molecule: messenger RNA, 2601 nt
Organism: Rhododendron vialii
Lineage: Eukaryota; Viridiplantae; Streptophyta; Magnoliopsida; Ericales; Ericaceae
Product: protein FAR1-RELATED SEQUENCE 6-like
Exons: 3
Coding region: 252-2315 (687 amino acids)
Biological process (GO): regulation of DNA-templated transcription
Molecular function (GO): zinc ion binding
Source: RefSeq, a predicted model, not a curated record
CGAUAGGUGGAAAAUCCACGGAGAGUCUGUCAUCCCAUGUGUGAGACUCGACAUUCCCCUUUUCGAACCUAAAACCGCCGCGAAUCGGACCGCCGGUCGGAGAGCACGGCCGCGCAUCGGACCGCCAUUAGAGAGCACCGUCGCGAAUCGGACCGCAGUUGGAGAGCUCCUGCCCAUUUCGACUACCGGGAAUAUCUUUUCUACUUUCCUGGAUGCUGACAAACGUCUUUGGCGCACUGGAAGUCUGAUAUAUGGAAGGAUGUGAAAAGCUGGAGGAGAAGAAUAUAAGACUAACUGAGAUGGAGGCAGUUUGUCUCAACAGUGAGCAGGUGUUUGACGGAGGCAAUGAAUGUGAGGAUGAAGGAGACUGCUCCAUCAUGGACCAGGACGAUGAAAUCAGUGAAACACACUCACAAAAGGAACGACCACCACCUACCGUAGGUUUGGAGUUUGAAUCUUUUGAUGAAGCUUAUGAUUUUUACAAUGUAUUUGCCAAGGAACAAGGUUUUGGCAUCAGAGUAAGCAAUUCAUGGUUCAGAUCAAAACGAAAAGAAAGGUAUAGGGCAAAACUUAGUUGCAGUAGUGCAGGUUUCAAGAAAAAGAGCGAAGCCAAUAACCCUAGACCGGAAACAAGGACCGGCUGUCCAGCAAUGAUUGUCAUUAAGCUUGUUGAUUCCAAAAGGUGGAGAAUUGUUGAAGUUGAGAUUCAGCACAAUCACCCUGUGAGCCCAGAUGUUAAACGGUUUUACAAGUCUCACAAAAAGAUGAUCCUUGCAGCCAAAAAGGCGCAACAGUUGGAGCCCGUUAUGGAAGUACAUACAAUAAAGUUGUACCGAACUGCAGCUGUGGAUGUUGUAGAUAAUGGGUACUCCGAUGUUGAUGAAAGAGAAGCUAGAAGGAAUCAUGUUAACUCUAAGCAUUUGGAACUUAAAGAAGGGGAUGCGCAUGCAGUCUAUAACUACUUCUGUCGCAUGAAGUUAACAAAUCCAAACUUCUUUUAUCUAAUGGAUCUUGACAAUGUAGGGCGAUUGAGGAAUGUGUUUUGGGCAGAUGCAAGAUCUAGGGCGGCUUAUAGCUACUUUUAUGACACCAUCAGAAUUGACACAACGUGUUUGGCAAGUAAAUUCGAAAUCCCUCUUAUCUCCUUUGUGGGAGUAAAUCAUCAUGGGCAAUCCAUAUUGUUGGGAUGUGGCUUCCUUGGGCAUGAUUCAGUGGAGUACUUCAUUUGGGUUUUUAGGGCAUUGCUUAGCUGUAUGUUAGGACGACCUCCACAGGUUAUCAUUACCGAUCAGUCCAAAGCCUUGCAAACUGCUGUAUCAGUGGUUUUUCCAGGAGCUCGCCAUUGUUAUUGUUUAUGGUACAUUAUGCAACGGGUUCCAGAGAAGUUGGGAGGACUUAAUGGAUUUGAAGCGAUCAAAACACAGUUAAAUAAAGCAGUUUAUGACUCCUUGAAGAUAUCCGAGUUCGAAACUUUUUGGGGUGAUAUGAUUGGGAGGCAUGGGCUUGGCGAUAAUAAAUGGCUUCAAGCACUUUAUGAAGAUCGACAAAAAUGGGUCCCGGUUUACUUAAAAGACAUUUCUCUUGCAGGAAUGAUACCCAUUGAGGAAAACAAGGGCUUGACUGCAUUUUUCGAUGGAUAUGUCCAUAAACACACGUCGUUUAAGGAAUUUGUGGAUAAAUACGAUUUAGUUCUCCAAAGAAAAUACCAUAAAGAAGCCACAGGGGAUUUGGAAUCGAGAAACUCAAAUUUUGAAUUGAAAUCAAGAUGCAAGUUUGAGCUUCAGCUUUCCCAGGUGUAUACUAAAGAAAUUUUCAAGAAGUUUCUAUCUGAAGUGGAGGGAAUGUACUCCUGCUUCAACACAAGGCAGGUGAAUGUCAAUGGGCCAAUCAUAACAUAUGUUGUCAAGGAACGAGUUGAAGUUGAGGGGAGAGACAAGGAGGUGAGGAAUUACGAAGUUUUAUAUGAGACAACUCAAGUGGACAUCCGUUGUAUCUGCAGUCUGUUUAACUUUAAGGGUUAUCUAUGCAGACACGCGUUGAAUGUCCUCACCUAUAAUGGUGUGGAAGAAAUUCCUUCGCAGUACAUUCUACCGCGAUGGUGUAAGGAUUUUAAGCGGAGAUAUCCUCUUGAUUAUGACACCGUUGAUGAUAUUGAUGCGAACGAUCCACUGCAGUGGUCUAAUCAUUUGUAUAAACGUGUUAUUCAAGUUGUGGAACAAGGGGCACAAUCUCAGCAACAUUAUAAGGCUGCUUUGCAAGGGUUGGAGGAGUUGUUGCACAAGUUUAGUAUUGUAGAGGCUGACAGCUUAUUUUGAUGGUUACAUUCUAUAUCGCUCUCUCGCAUGUAUAUAGUGGUGGGAAAUGGUAGACAUGUGUGCCCUGAUCCCUUCAGAUUUGUUGUGCUAGCUGCGGAACAUGGAAACUAAAGGUAAAGAGACCUACUAUGUAUUCUCUCACAACACUUCGAAGCAAAUGAAAAUCGUGCAACCUGGAUUGUCCGAUACUCCUAUUUUUAAUUUUGGGCAAAAGGGAAAUGUGUUUUGUUUGUUGUGAACUUGUGGUUGUCUUCUGCUAAUUGCUUCAAACUUGUUUUUGAGUCAA